This is a messenger RNA of Neofelis nebulosa (Clouded leopard), 7794 nucleotides long. RefSeq names its product chromosome 3 C4orf50 homolog (gene C3H4orf50). The record is from RefSeq and is a predicted model, not a curated record. NCBI's taxonomy places the organism in Eukaryota, Metazoa, Chordata, Mammalia, Carnivora, Felidae.
ACACAGCUCUCUAGGAAGCGUUUUUAUGGCACUGCCCACCCUCUCCCCGCUGCUGGAGCGUCCAGGGGCGUGGUCCUCACGCCCUCCGGUCCUCGUCCUUCUGUCUGCUCGGCUCUCCCACUCAGACGACAGGAAUGGCGUUGGCUUUGAAGUCAGACCUGUCUGGGUCCGCUCCCAGCCUGGCCCCUUUCCUUGCAGCCGACACGGGCAAAGCACUUGCUGCCCCGAGUCUUAACUCCUUCUGGGGGACGGGGGUGAUGGUCCCCAUGCAACGCCUCACCCCUGCUCUCUGUUGGGCAUAACUAGACGGUUAGACCCGCAGGACUUCCGGACCCUGGUUCCCUCCCUGGCACUCGCCCUGCAAGGAGACCAAACAACCCGCGGGGGACCGGGAGCCAUUCUCUGAGACAGCUCAGGUGCGAGGGAAUGAGACCACGCAAGCAGGGUGUUGUCCCACACAAUCUGAAGGCACCGCGGCCUCCGGAAAUCUCCAGAAAGUCAGAGUCGCAGAUCCACUUCGUGGCAUUAAGUCUUGACCCGUGAACUAUGCACGCGAUGGAGCCCGCAGCCAGAGGGCGGACUGAGAAAAGCUUCAGCUACGUUGUCAGAGCCCCCGGCAGCGAUGGGUUUGAUGCGAUGAACGUUGACGUGAAGAUUGACACGUGCUGGGUAUUCCAGGACGUAGAGGACGGUGGUGAGGAGCCCGGCUGUCGUCCGGCAGCUGGAAGCCCAGACACGGAUGCGGGCGUGCUCAGGAAGCAGCUGGAAUCCUCAGAGCAGAAGCUGCUGGCAGCUGUGGACAAGCACGUGAUGUCGGAGUCCAGGCUCAGGAGCAGAAUCCAGGAGCUAGAGCUGUCGGAGAGACAGCUCCUCCAGAGCGUGGACCAGCUGAACGCCCGCGUGUUGCAGGAAAGGAGCGACGCUGCCCGGGCCCAGGAGAAGCUCCAAGCCCUGCGGGACGAGCUUGCCAGCCAGGUUCUGGAGAAGGAGCGCGCGGCCAGGCGGCAGCGGUGGCGGCUGCGGCGGCUGCGGGAGCGGCUGCGGCGCAAGGACGAGGCGCUGGGGCGGCAGGCGGCGGCCCUGGAGCGCUGCCGAGGGACACAGCGGCGCCAGCUGGCCCUGGUGCGAGAGCAGGAGCGCGGCCUGCGGGAGCAGGUGCGGCGGCUGGAGCGGGACGUGCGGCGCCUCUGUCACGCGGCCGGCCUCCUGCUGGCGGAGCUGGACGCCCCGGCCGCGCGCGGCCCCCGCGGCCUCGGCGCGGCCGGCCCCGGUGGGGAGGCCGAGGAGCUGCGCGCCCUGCGGGCGCGGGCCGAGCGCGGCGAGCGCGAGCGGGACGAAGCGGCGCGCCGGUUGCGGGAGCAGCGCGCCACGGAACGCCGGCUCCGCGGGCAGCUGGAGGAUCUUCGCUGCUGCAUCUACGAGCUCAAGCUGUCGGAGAUCGGCCUGCAGGGCCAGGUGGAGGACCUCGCCCAGCAAAACCGCAGCCUUCGAGAGGAGCUGGGGGCCCAAGCCCCCGGGGAGAGCGCGCGCAGCACUGCCUCUGCCGGUCAGUGCAGCCCGGACGCCCUGAGCCAGCUUCAGGACGAGCCACUGGCCCUGCCCGGGGAGGGCGCCCUGGAUGCCUGCCGAAGCCGAGGCUUGCAGACCACCCUCUGCUCCCAUGGCGCCCCUGGCCCGAGAAGCUCAGCAGGCCAGCCCUCCGAGGCAUGCUGCUCCCGGGACCGUGUCGGGGCCGGGCGAGGCCCCUAUGUUGUGGUGGCAGGCCUGGAGGCCACAGAUGAGACCCUGGAAGACGUCACAGGAUCUGACCGUGGACGGCGGACUCCGGCUGAGCCCAGCUUGGAUGCGCAGACUUUUCUCCUCAUCUGUGGCUGCCCCCCCGGCCAGUACAGGGAUGGCUCACUCCUCCCCGUGGAGCUGGCCGGGAUUUCAGAGCAGAGGCUAGCAGCUGCCCAGGUCCUGGUGCAGAUGUCCACACUCCCUCCCUGGGGGCCGGCCGGGGACCCCCCUUCCCUGCCGCCACUGCUCCUGCUCCAGGAGGCUUCUCCACAAGAAUCCCAGAUGCGACAGACGCUGGAUGCCAGGUUCCCACCUGCUCCUAGAGCCGGAGGACCCACCUGCCGGAAUCCCCACUGGAGAAGGGGCCAGAAUGCCUCCCUCUGCCACGAGCCCCCCCAGAUCUCAAGUCACAAGUUCAAGUCAAGUGUGAAAGGCGCUUGGAAGGAGGGAGGAGGGCCCCCAGAGUGGAGAACCGAGGAGCAGGGGGCGAGGAGGAGUCGGGGCAGGAAGGAGGCAGACCUUGGUGACGAGAGCAAGCUAAGUCAGGAAAUCCGACACAACCCGAGCCCGGGGGACGGCGUCAGAGCCCCAGAGGGCGAGCCGGUCGAGAACGGGGCCUCAGAAUCCCAGGCCUCUGUCUCCUGCCCUUGGCCCAGGCCAAAGCUCCCAUGGCCUCUUUUGCAGGAGGAGGCCUCCGUGUCAACUGAUGGUCCCGCACCCCUGAGUAGGAGGCGGAGGGAGGGAGGGCUUUCGUCACUGGAGGAGGAAGAGGCCCCCCCAGCCAGGGCCCAGGGCUCCCAGAGGCCAAGUCCAGGAGGCACUCAGCUCCUUGCAGGGCAGGGCGAGGAGGAAACACUCGUGUGGUCUGCAAAUGCUCUGAAUCUGCAAGAGGAAAGCCCUGGGGACCAAAGGCAAGGAGAGAAGGAGGAGAAAGCACCGCGUCUAGAAGGGGCUCGUCUGGGCCACAGGGAUGUCCCAGGGGAGCCUGGCCCCGAGGAACGUGAGCACCAGGAAACGCUCUCCCCGGUGGCGGAGGGAGGUCUGACACUGUCUCCCCGAUCGGCCUUUCCACCCAGGGGAACCGAACCUACCAGUGAUCCGUGGGCUCUGAGCCAACAACCUGACAGGUCUGAGCUCAGAAGAGACGAAUUUGGGAAGGAGGCAGAAGCUUCUUCCCAGCAACUCUCCAUCCUGCAGCGUGGGGGCGGGGGGCAAUGGUGGCCAACCUCCACACCGGCUGGAGGAAGCAAGAGCUUGGCUCGGAAACAGCACAGCCCCCCGGAGAAUGCUCACUCCCAGCAGGCUUUGGCAAACCAGGGCUCGGAUAUUUGUUUGGCCAGAGAGGUCAGACCUGGGGGGACCGGCGAAGAGGUCGGACCAGGUGGGACGGAGGUCCUGGGGACCAGCACCGCUCUCCCAGGGAUGGUGCCUGAUUUAGACGACGUGGGUCCGGGUCCAGAGUGGCCCUCCGAGCUGGGUGGGAACCAGCCCUCUCAGCCACUGAGAGCCCUUGAAGAAGAGAGGAGAAGGUUUCACCAGCUCAUUUCUGGGCUGAAACGAGAGAGAAGCCAAGUUUUACGUGACAACGCCGAGCUGCGGGGCGACCGAGAGAGAUGCCGUCAAAAAGCGUGCGCCCUCGAGGAAGAGAGGGAGAGAACUGUGACAGAGAUCGCGGCCCUCGAACAGAACAACAGCAUGCUGCUAGGAGACAUCGCGCACUUGAAGAGGGAGCUGGCCCAAUACCGGCAGGUCAUUUCUGACCUGGAAGACUGCAAUGGGAAAAGUUACGGCAAAAUUUCCGAGCUCGAAGAGGAGAACGAGCAGCUGAAAGGGCGCCUGGCCCAGCUUCAGAGAGCCACGGCCGAGAGCGCCAGAAAAUCCAAGGGUGUGAUGGAGCACAUCACAAUGGAAAACCGGGAGCUCAAGGCGCUGAUCUCGGAGCUCGGGGUCACUUCCAAAGAGCUGAUGAAGGGUGUGAUGCUGGGGGUAGAAGACACGGUCCAGGCCUUCAGGGGGGAGAACGCCCAUCUUCUGAGCAGGAUCCGCGUCCUGGAGACAGAAGUCGCGUUGGGGGCCAGCACAGCUGGGGGCCGCUUGGUGAGAGCGGAGGAGGGUCCGCAGGGGGAGAGCAAGAUGGCGGGGGGCAAGGGGGGUGCUGUGGAAAGGGGGGUGCAGGUGACUCAGCUGUCAGGGCAACUGACCGCAGAAGCCCACGGGCCGCCCUUGGAGGAGAAACCAGGUCUGGCUGGCAGGUGGAUGGGGCCUUCCUUACGCAUGGAGAAUUCCAGAAAUGAUGGCAAUUCAGCUGCCUCGUCGCUGGGGGGGAAGUGCUGAGGUUUGGAAAAGGAGGAGAAAAGACCACGGUGUUCUGCAGACCCAGGGCGAGCUCUGAGGGCAAGCAACGGCCCCCAGGGCACGGAGACAGACACCCCCAAAGAGGACCUCAGGCUGUGCAUUGGGCACCUCCAGCACCAGGUGCUGACCCUGCGGUGCCAGCUCAGAGACCAGGCUUCUGCCCACCGGGUACUGCAGGUGUCACAUGGGGAAGCCACCCGCCUCCGGGACCAGCUCAAGGGCGAGCUUGAGGAACUUCAGAGAAAGCAACACGAGGCAAAUUCGGCCGUGGCUCCUUUGAAGGCCAAGCUGGCUUCUCUGGUCCAGAAGUGCCAGGAGAGGAACCGCCUCAUCACGCACCUGCUGCGGGAACUGCACCGACACGGGGCUGAGGAUCACCUGCUCUCCGAGACGGCACGGGGCAUGGUGGACGACGUGGCACUGGCCGAGUACGCGGCCGCCUUCCUGGCUCCGGCGCUCCCAGAGACCAGCCACCACCUGGAUGUCGAGUCUGAGACGGCAGCAGCUGUAAGAGCUCAGAAACACCUCCCGAAGCCCAAAACAGACAGUGUCAUCAUCCAAAGACCUUUGCAUUCAGAGUCCUGGCCUGUUCCUGAGGCUGAGUGGCCAGCACAGAACACGGCUAGACCGGAUUCACCAAAGCUUCCCCCGCCCUCAGGGCCGACGCCUGGUCCCGGAGCGUGUCCGUGUCCGGCUGCAGCCGCUGUGGAGCCCGCGUGCCCUGCGCGACGCCCGCAGGGAGAAGGCGGGCUGUCCUGUCCCGUCCUCCGAGCCGAUGACCCCCCACCACCCUCUGAGCUCCUGAGUCCUGCGAGGAUCCUGGCUUUCCACAAAGAGCUCACACGAAGCAUUCGCAGCAAUGCCCAGGUCCAUCGAUCACCGCUGGAGUUAUAAAUUUAAUAGAAGCUCUCACACUCCCGGGCCAUUUCAUAGACUCCAUAAAUAUUUGAAGCCGAGCCUUCAGACACGGCUUUAAGGAAUUGGUAGCAAUCAAAGCCCUCAUUCGGUAGCAAGUGGUUUUGCCUCUGGCUCGGGGGUCUGUGCUGCUCGUCGGAGCUUGGGAGAAAUACUCGACUGUGCCCGACACAUUCCGAGAGCUUUGUCAAGGCAGCAAAGGGAAUAUUUACCGUACCAAAACCUAUUGAAUGACUGGUCCGCUGGUUCUCAACUGGGCAUGAUUUUUCCCAACCAGGGAAAAAAUUGGCAACGUCCGGAGACAUUUUCUAUGGUCCUAACUCGGAAGCCGCUCCCGGCAUCUAGUGGGUAGACGCCAGGGAUGCUGUUAAAUAUCCCAUGAUGCACAAGGCAGUGUCCUACAACACAGGUAAUCCAGCCCAGAUGUCAACAGAGCCGGGGUUGGGAACCCCUGAACUGGUCUAUCAGCUCCUAACAUUGACAGCCACAGAGACCUGUGUUGUUAUUUUCCUGCCCUUGGGGCCCCUCCCCAUGUGUGAAAAGAGCUUUGUCUACUAGAUGAAAUGCUUGAUUUAAGUAAUUAUAUAUUUUACAUGUUAAGGCGUUAAAACCCAUCAGAACUUUCUAAUAAGGCCCAUUCAUUCAACCAACAUUUGUUGACAUCCAACGAAUGCCAGGAAAUAUAAUGUGAGGGGGAGGGAGGUGAGCCAACUCUGGUCCCUGCCUCAGGUUGCUCACGGGGCAAUGGGAGACACACGUAUGAACCACGCACCGUGUAGCUCAUUAAGAGUGCCGUGAAGCGCGGUGAGAUGAAGGUAAGGGCCCUUUCUGCCCAGCCUCGGAAAAUGGAGGUCAUUCAGGAGGGGAUGAGCAGAGCCCCUGGGCCCACUGAAGUGUUCAACACACAAGUGAGGUAGGGAAGGGUGUUGCAGUCAAAGGGAACAGCACGUGCAAAGGCCCCGAGGCAUGGAACUGAACUUUGUGCGUGUCAUUAAAGACGUGUGCAAAGCAGCCCCUGGCCCAGCCAGCUACGAGGGGUUCCUGCCUCAUCCCAUCCUGCACCCCUCUCUUUCUCCCUGAGAAUAGGACUUAUGCCCUGACCUGGGUGUAGGACUCAGGAGUGAAGAAAAUGCAUCUAUUCUGAGAGCAAGCCGCCCAACAAAAGAAUCAAGGGGUCUUGCACCACUUAUGCCCAGAUCCUGUCCCCGGGCUCACCAGAGACACCAUCUCUGUCUCUGGAAAGGGACUGGUGAAGGGUUGAGGGAAAGGUCAGAGUUACCUGUCCGGUUCUGUCCCCCCCUGGAAUGUCUUGUCACUUUGGGCCAAGGAGGUAUCGGGACCAGAGACCUGGGGCUCCCGGGGCAGCAGGCAAACGUGUAGAUUAUACUUUAAUGCGGUUUAACUUUAAAUAUUGGCAAGUGCAGGGAGGUCCCAUCUACCUUUCCCCUGGCCUCCCAUAAUGUUCACACCUUAUACACCUGACCACACGGCAGUGACAGAAACCAACGGAUUUAUUUUGAGGGAACCCGGGGGAGCCAUUGAUUCGUAAGAAAAGCGGGGCCAUCGAGCCAGCGACAACACACUGAGCUGCCGCCACCGUGAUGAACCCAACGGGCUGCGUGAUGGGUCAUCACAUCCAUCCACCUGUCCUUGCGCUGAUUUGCCAACGGACCCACCCAUCCGUUUGUUCAGUGCGCAUUCAGCGCUAACUGCCAUGUGAGGCCAGGUCCCGGGAAGCAGGAACAAAGAAGAUGCAGUCGGUCCUUAUCCCCCAGGACCUCCUGGCAACCGUGCGUCCCCAUCAGGUGCUCAAGGAACCCCCGAUGUUGGAAAACACUGUUGUAACUACUGCCAUUCUGGCCACCAACGCCAGCCACGGAAUUGCCAGCCGUGUGGCGUCCUAUACAGCUGGUCCCUCACGUCGGCGUGGGACCUCUCUUUGGGCGCCGUCUCCACCUUCAUUUUGGGACAACGCCGUCAGCUUUGGGCACUGGGACUACGAGGAAGAGGAGGGAGGAGCCAGGUGAGGCCGGGCAACAGCCAGCCGAACCUCACUGCUAAGCCGGCCGGAUGCCCUCGAGGCCACCCCUCAUCUCCAGGACACUCUCCCCGGGUUCGGGGGCCCUGCCGCCUGUCACGUGAGCGCUCCGUCUCCCGCCUCUCACAGCCUGGGCCUCGGCGGAGAGGCGACUGGGGAAAAUCCAUCAAAGGAAGCCAAGGCAAUCUUUGUAGCAUAACACGGUGAUUCCAUAAUAAAUCAUCUUCAAAGCCAGAAACCACUUAUUAACCAGCCUGGGGCUGGCACUUCCUGUCGCCUCAAGCCGGGUCGUUGCUUGGGGCUGUGACUCCCCGCUGGUGCAUUUGCGAUGGCGGAUGAAGGACUCUGGCAUUUUCUUCACCUCCACCAUAGACCCCAGCCCUGGGAAGGGGCCACCCCCUCGCUGGGCCUGAUGUGGCCAGCGCCCAGUCUGGUCAGAUGCCCCCGGGGUGGAGGCUGCACCAGCUGGGGCGGCAGAGUGGGGUCAGGCAGGAACCCGGCACGCAGAAGCUGGGGUCAGGCCGCCCCCCACACCGGGAACCGUGCUGUGAGUGACCCGAGGCCUCCGGGGAGCGGCCAGAUGGACCAGCCCGGCUGCUGCAGCAGAAAACAAUUUGUCAGAGGGCUGUCAAUAAGCAGCCACGGUGACCUUCUUUGGGACUGCCUGCCCAGGCUCUGCAGAACGGAAGCCCUGAGCCCGAGCGAGG